CAGCUCAGACGAGUAAUACAUUGUAUAGUCUGAGGUCACAGUAUGGGUCAAUAUUUUGUCACACCCGAACCCUAAAUCGCACGGCACCUCACUGUAUGCCCACACAUGCACAAUAGGGUAUGCGCACUACUGUCACUUGUGGAUAUACUAUACUAUACUGAGAAUCAGAUAGCGUAUCAGCGCCAGUUUAUACUAUUCACGACAUUACCGGAAGUGAAGGACAUUACAUGAAUCGGGCUUCUAAGUUCUAGUACAUACUCGUAGCAUCAUAUGGUAACCGAAAUGUUUCAGUCUGUGCUUAUACUCACGACAGCUACAGUAUACGUGGUUUUUGCUGAUAUUACGAUAGAGUGUCCACAAUGCACCCACAUCUCAGCCGACCUCGAUGAUGAUUCGUGGAUUCCGUUGGCGGCCAUCAAUACAAUCCGGAAUGAAGCUUGUGUUGCAUAUCCAUUCGACCCGACCGCUGACGGUAUUAGUUUAGUCCAGUGUACAGCCGCAGUAAAUCAAGUAGCAAAGUGCGUAUCUUUCGACGGACUUGUUAAUACUGACCUCUCGAUCCUUGGCAUCGUUGCUAUGAACACACAUAUUAAGUACUGUGCUGUGGUGGACAUUGACCCGGGUAAUGUGUGUGAACAUACUGAAGGAGACGAGAACAGUGGUACAGAUCUAUCACAACAAAUUACCCAGGCUAUGUCAAUCCUCAACUUCCUUGGAGAUGAUUCAUUUUCUGGUCGCCUGUGUUAUUCAGAUGGAUUCCGUCAGCCAGAUUACAAAACUAUUACUUGUCCUCAGUGUGGCCACAUAACCACAGAUGCCACCUCUAUUCCAUCCGCGCUACUUGCCCUUUUUCAGAACGAAGCGUGCGUUGCCGUGCCUUUCGACGCCAGCGCUGAGGGCAUCGACGAAGUGCAGUGCACACCGAUGGGAAACCAAGUGGCAAAAUGUGUAUCAUUUGAUGGAGAAGUUGACGCAAGCUUAAUUGUUUUCAAAGAGUUCUGA
Molecule: messenger RNA, 1002 nt
Organism: Saccoglossus kowalevskii
Lineage: Eukaryota; Metazoa; Hemichordata; Enteropneusta; Harrimaniidae
Source: RefSeq, a predicted model, not a curated record